This is a messenger RNA of Bradysia coprophila, 5356 nucleotides long. RefSeq lists its product as uncharacterized. The record is from RefSeq and is a predicted model, not a curated record. NCBI's taxonomy places the organism in Eukaryota, Metazoa, Arthropoda, Insecta, Diptera, Sciaridae.
AUCGAAUGUUCUUUCAUUUGCAAUCACUCAAUAGCUUUAUUCACACUCGUUGUGUUAGUGAAAUAUUUAUUAUUGUAAGAAGUGAAUCAUAAUGUUGUUACGGUUCGGAUUGUGUUGCUUGUACGCCUCGUGUAUUUUAGUAAAUGCUGUUAAAGCAGGAAAUCAAACAGGUUCGGAUUCCGUUCAGAAGAUUUUUGAUUUUCUCGACGAAUGUAGUAAGAACUUCAUUUUGGGUGAACAGAAAGAUGUCGUGGUAGUAUUGGGUAACACUGGAUCUGGAAAAAGUACAUUGACCUUCUUGCUGACUGGUGUGAAAUUGAUAGCAGUUGAGACUGAUGAAGGCUCCGGAGAAUACGUGAUUGUGGAUGAAAAUAAGCUUAUCAGUCCGCCGGAUAAAUCUACCCAAUCGCAAACGAUAAUUCCCAAUCUUCGUAUCGAUAGAGUGGAUCACACUUCAUACUAUGAUUCCGCGGGGUUCGAAGAUUCUCGAGGCGUUGAACACGAUCUCUCUGUGACAUACUUGAUACAGAAGCUGUUGAAAUUUGCGAAUUCUGUUAAAUUCGUGUUUGCCAUCGCUUAUUCAUCGGUACGAAUUGGUGGAGAUCGACACGAUUUCAAGAAGCUGGCGCGACACGCCACAGCUUUGAUAAGGAAUAUCGACAAAUAUCGAGAUUCAAUGGCGCUGGUAGUGACCAAAGUUGAAACGAAAGUAUCGAAUGGACAAAUUGUGACGGAUGCGAAGACCAUUGAACUAAUCGGCAAGUUUCUCGAACAAACCAAGUCAGAUUUGAACAGUGAGGAUCCCUCGAUUAAAGCGAAGAUGGCGAAAUUCAUUGACAUUCUGCUACAGAAACAGGACAACAAACUAAGUCGCAUCCAAAUAGUUCGUGCACCAACAGAAGAAGGAAUUUUCAACGAAAUGACACUCCCCAAGCAAGAGCGACAGGCAAUCAGAACGAUGCUGAAAAAGAGACUCAAAUAUACACGCAAGCAAGAUGAUGAUUUUGGAUAUUCGAUUUCCGACGAGUCGAAACUCAAGGUUCACAGCCUGUUUGAAAAGCUUGAACACAACCUUAUGAAUGAUGUGGUGAACAUUGGUAAUGAUAUUCGUAAAGUAUUUGCUCAGCAAGCUACACGAACCCCAGAUAAACGGGCUCGUAUCACGAGAUUGAUCACGGGUAUCGAACAGUUGUCAAAGGUUAACUCUGAUGAUAUUGAAUUAUUCAAGCAACAAUUGGCCAGUGCAGUUUCCAUCCUUCAACUCAACAUACAAGGAGAGACACUGAACGCAUUAGAUCGACACAUAGGAUUUGCUCAUUAUUUUACUUCAGUGAGCAGUGGAAAGCUAUCGAGAGCUUUCAGAAUAACAGAAGGACUGAAAAGUGUAAAAGAAUCUCUGUCGAAAACGAAGGAUAAAUACAAAUUGGAAUUGGUGGCCGAAGUGAAAGCUCAAUUAGCUCGCGAUGUUCUGAAUAUUAACAAUCAAAUCAAGUCAUUUUACUUCAAGAAAGAGGCGGAAAUGUCUGAUGUCAACACUUUGUCUCAGUUUAUGUUAUCGCAAUUCAAAACACUUUCUACUGUUGCAUCAAAAGAACCGACAGUAUUUAACAGUCAACUGAUAGCAGCUAUCAACUCUCUUCGCAUUCAUAUAUCUUCAGACACCUUAAAAUUGCUUUCUGAUCAUAUUGAAGUGGUUAAGUUUGUGGAAUCAUUGAACAAUGCUGCGUCGUCUGUAAAAAUAGAAAUCCAGAACGGAUUGGCAGUCUCAAUUAAACAUCUAUCAGAUUCCAAGAAUUGGUAUCAGUUCACAAUAAAUUUUCAAAAUGAAUUGUCUCAGUAUAGAGUACAGCAGAACCCUGCUGGAUUUAACCCAGUCGCUUUGGAUGAAAUUAUCAACAGACUCAUUGCUCAGACUGAGAAAGGCAAUUCAGAAGUUCUCUUCAAAGAUACCGGAAUCAAAGGGUUCGUCGACCGUAUCAAUGGCCGACUAGUUGCUGGGUUUGAAAACAUCAAAAUUAACUCGAACAAAUUGAAAUCCAUCAAAAGACUAUGGCAACGCAACAUGCUCACUGCAAUCACCCCAUUGUGUACAGCCGCGGAGUUAGUGGUGAAAGGAUAUAAUAUCAAAAUGAGUGAGGUCGUCAAUGUACAAUGUCAAGCGGCCACGACAAAAAUCAUGGCCGUCAAUAAGAUUUUCAUCGAUGCAAAUAUCAAUAAAGUGGGACAUCAUCAGCUGCAAAUUAUUGCACCGACUUGGGAAGUCGUUGGACAGCGCGUAUUUGAGCUGAAUGGUAGAAAUGGUGCAAAUUUUGAUGGAUCUCCAGCAGGAGUAGCCAGUGGAGUGGCCGGACCACCUGGACAGGCAGGCAAACCUGGUUCGCAAGGUGGGCAUUUCUUUGGUAUAGGUAAUACAUUCAUAAAUGGACAAACCCUGAGAGUCAUUUCAAACGGCGGCACUGGUGGAAAUGGUCAAAAUGGCGGAAAUGGUGGCGAUGGUCGCGAUGGACAAUGGAAAAAAUCACAUAUCAAUAAAUUGUGGGGUGAUCGGUUCAUAACUACAGUAAAUGCGACUCCAUCUGGUGCAGGUGGUGAUGGCGGUUGCGGUGGCCUUGGCGGUUUGCCAGGAAGUCUGGCAAUCAUUGGUUUGAAGGGAGCAUCGAAUGUAGCCUUGAUCGCAAAUGCAGGGCAAGGAGGAGCGCCAGGACAUGGUGGAACUUCAAAAGAAACAAGUGACAUAGGAUUAUAUCGCAAGAACGGCGGAGAAAUAAAGUACUCUAUUCAACCGAACCAUUUCAGACCACCUUCUGGCCGCGAUGGUGCUAAUUGUGCAUCUAGACAGAGUCCAGGUGGAUCACCUGUUGCACCUCGCCCACCAUUCGUAAAUCACUUCAAAGCCUAUGCGCGUGAGAAUUUGGGAAAUAAUGUUUUUGAAUUGAGUUUAAGACAGUUUAUACAAGACGUAGAAAAUAACAGAGACGUUCAAUCAGCUUACGACAUUCUGAGUUUUACUAACGAAAUGCUCGAUUUAGAGAAUCAAUUUUGGAAUUUGAGAAACAAGAUCGCUUUCCGCCCAUUUUACGAGUCGAUUUUGAAUCGCUUGACCGUUUAUGAAAAGACGUUACCGGCCACAGAUGCUAGACGAAGGGUGCUGAACUACUUGUAUGCUGCUGCCUUGAGUCAAAUCAAUUCGAAUAUCGUCAGCCAAAAAACGAUUCUCAACCUGCGAGACUAUCUAAACGAAGCUCAAACACACAUCAAUGACAUCCGAGUGACGGGAAGAGAAAUUCAGAUCAGAAACCAUCAAGUCGAAUACACAAACACCAUGCUCAACAAAAUGAAUGCCGCCAAAGAUCUGAUGAAUCAGAAGAUAUUUCCACAACUUGACAAGGACUUGGAAUUGAUUGAAGCAAAUUUCGUUGUCCUAGUCGACGAAACUGUUGAGAAGAAAAGGCAGACACACAAUCAGAUUGACGAAUAUAAACGGAAGCUGAGAGAAAUGAAGAAAUCUUUGUCCAGAGGUAGGAUAUUCGGUGGACUGAAGGUGGUGAGAGCAGCAAUGUCGUUCUUCGGACCCGUUGGAGCUGGAAUCGGUGCCGUUAUAGGAGCUGGAACAUCGAUUGCCGAAGCUGCGGUCGGUAAGCAAAUCGGUCCUUCAACAAUAGCCCAGGUUUCGAGCUCCUUGGACAGUGUGCUCAAAGCGUUCAAGUACAACAAUGAACUGUUCAAACAGCAGCUGAAUGAUAUUGAAAAUGAGAUUGGAUCGAAUGAAAAAUUCAACGAUCUGCGCGGACAGUUGCAGAAAAUAAAAUCAGAUGUCGAUAAGGCCGACAAGGACGAAUCAUUCCUACCAAUCUUCAAUGCAAGGAAGCAAUUGCAAGAACUCCUCAAGAAUGAGAAACAACUUAUCCAGAAAGAGCAUCCACACGAUAUAACACUAAACGAAAUAGUGAGUAAAGUGCAGGAUAUCGGAAGUGUGGUCGGAAUGUCCAUUGAAAUGUACAACCAAAUCAAGGGCAGCAAAGAGAGAAUGCGAGAGGUUGCAGAUGUGAUCCAAUCAUUGGAGAGAGAAUUGGUAGCGCUGGAUCUGUACGAAGCACAAAUCUACGAUACGAUGAUUCCAAUGUUUCGAGCGACGCAGGCCUAUUUGAAAAGCCAAUCGGCCAGUGGAGGCUCACACGUUCAACUUGAUAUCAAGAAAUGGGAGAUCAAGAACCGAUUGGGUGAUGUCAAAUACAUGUUCGGUCAAAUGACUGCGGUGUCCGGUACUCACGACGAUUUCCAACAUUAUUUCGAAAAAGUGCUGGCAUCAAUGGAUGUUCUGAUCGAUGUCUACGAUCGUAUUGAAUCCAUUUCUGAUCACACUCAGUUCGUUGACUUUAUCACAAAGAUCACUUCGAAUGGACAAGGCAUUACAACCGAUCCGCAACUGAUGAACAUUAUCAAUCGAAUGGAUGAGAUGAUUCAAACGAAUCUGGUGCUGGAGCGCCAUGAGUUCAUUGUUAAUGCAUUCAAGCAACAUUAUUUCCCAUUCGCACCACUCUUCUUGGACAAAUUCGACCUACCCCCCCGUCUUAGAUUCAAUGACACGGAGGCUUUGAAAGCAAACGCCAUCAAACAAAUCCGAGACUUGAACAGUGGAGUCAUAAUAUCGCAAGCGACGCUUGGAAGUAAAGACAUCAGUCUUUUCGAUGAUGUCAGCUUUGACAGCAACGCUUCGAUUAGUUUGCUACCACCUUUCUACGUAUGGCGACAUAACGAAUUCAAAGACGAGAUUCGAAAACUCUUCAAAGGUGAAUCGAUUCUGAUCAAGGCCGAUGUUAACACGGGUGUGAAUAAAAAUGCAAUCAAGUUCAAUCGUAUCGGCAUUCAGUUCAAGUCACCAAAUGCGACAGUUCAAGCUCAACUGAACAAUGCAAUGCAAGACUUUGACUUGACGAUGGCUAUGGUUGGAAAUAGUUACUAUCGAUGCGGCAACAGAGUCUACCAUCUGCAGAGUGAUGGAAAUGUCGUCAUUGAGCAGUCGAUGAAACGGGAUUCGAAAGAGAAUCCAAUCAAGCAGAACAAUGUUUACCGGAAGAUCAGUGAGAGUAAUUAUUUCUUGAGUCCGUAUGGUUUGUGGAAUAUGAAAUUGGAGAGUGAAAAGAUUGGUGUCGAUCUGAAGAAGUUUGAGAAUGAAGUGUUCGAUAUUGAACUUGUUGGGCGUGGUCAAUACUUGAAGAAUACUGAUGCAGUGUCCAGAGACAUUUGUAACGGUCACUUAGACAGAUAUUAUUCGAGGGAUCUGCUUAACGGCUCUUAAGCUCUGUUGUGAUUUUAUUGAAAUAAGCAAAAGAACAAUAAAGAAAUCCAUGAAUCA